UCCUCGCGUCUCGCGGGCCCCAAAAACUUAGACUUGCGGGCAAGCGCUUCGCGCGCCCGCGCAGUGUGUAGGUCCCGGGCGGGCGCCUGCGCACGAGCUUUCCGGGCGCGCGGGCUGCGGGGUUAUUAGAGGUGGAGCGCGGGGAGGGCGCGCGGCAGGAGGCUGCCGCCGUUACGGCGUGAGCGUGGUCACGUGGCCGCUGGUCACCGCCGCCACCCCCCCUCCCGCCCUGUUCUCUUUCAGGUCGGGCCGGGCCCGGCCGUUCCGCGAGCGCCCAGCAGACUGAGGGAGAGAGAGAGAAAGAGGAGGGGAGGAGGAGGAGGAUUCAGGGAGUAGGAGCUGGGGAGCCCUGCUGCGCCACAGACAAUUUCUAAAGACUUGGUGAAGGAAGGAAAGCUGUCAGAAAGGCUGCAGUACUAUUACAUUGUUAAUGCUGUAUUUCCACCAUCUCAGUUGAGGGAGAACAUAGCUGGUCUCUAUUUCUUGAUUUUUCUUCAAUUCUUACUUGUCUACCAAGACUUAAUUUGGAGAACUCUGUCAUACUGACCCCGGUGUCAUCUUUGACCUGUAACAAGAACAUGCAUUUUCAAGUGUCAACUGGAUUUGUGGACCAGUAAAAUUCUCCCUGAAAGGUAGUUACUUUUGGUGACAUUGUCCAUUCCCACCAUGUAUCAUUCCUUAUCUGAAACUAGACAUCCUCUGCAGCCUGAAGAACAAGAAGUAGGCAUUGACCCUUUGUCCAGUUACUCUAACAAGUCUGCAGGAGAUUCAAAUAAAAAUGGAAGACGAACAAGUUCUACUUUAGACUGUGAGGGGACUUUUAAUUCCUAUAGGAAAGAAUGGGAAGAACUAUUUGUAAACAACAAUUACUUGGCAACAAUAAGGCAGAAGGGGAUUAAUGGGCAGCUGAGAAGCAGCAGGUUCCGCAGCAUUUGCUGGAAGCUAUUUCUUUGUGUUCUUCCUCAAGAUAAAAGUCAGUGGAUAAGUAGAAUUAAAGAGUUAAGAGCAUGGUAUAGCAACAUUAAAGAAAUACAUAUUACAAAUCCAAGGAAGGUUGUUGGCCAGCAAGAUUUGAUGAUCAAUAAUCCCCUUUCACAGGAUGAAGGGAGUCUCUGGAAUAAAUUCUUCCAAGAUAAAGAACUUCGAUCAAUGAUUGAACAAGAUGUUAAAAGAACGUUUCCUGAAAUGCAGUUUUUUCAACAAGAAAAUGUGAGAAAAAUUCUUACAGAUGUUCUUUUCUGUUAUGCUAGAGAAAACGAGCAGUUGCUUUAUAAACAGGGCAUGCAUGAGCUGUUAGCACCUAUAGUCUUUAUCCUUCACUGUGACCACCAAGCUUUCCUACAUGCCAGUGAGUCUGCACAGCCCAGUGAGGAAAUGAAAACUCUGUUGGACCCUGAGUAUCUGGAACAUGAUGCCUACGCAAUGUUCUCACAACUUAUGGAAACUGCUGAACCUUGGUUUUCAACUUUUGAGCAUGAUGGUCAAAAGGGGAAAGAAACACUGAUGACGCCCAUCCCCUUUGCUAGACCACAGGAUUUAGGGCCAACAAUCGCCAUUGUUACUAAAGUCAACCAGAUCCAAGAUAAUUUACUGAAGAAGCAUGAUAUUGAGCUUUACAUGCACUUGAACAGACUAGAAAUUGCACCACAGAUAUAUGGGUUACGAUGGGUACGGCUGCUGUUUGGACGAGAGUUCCCCCUUCAGGAUCUUCUGGUAGUCUGGGAUGCCUUGUUUGCAGACGGCCUCAGCCUGAGUUUAGUCGAUUAUAUCUUCAUAGCCAUGUUACUGUACAUCCGAGAUGCUUUGAUAUCUAGUAACUAUCAGACCUGUCUCGGCCUUCUGAUGCAUUACCCACUCAUCGGGGAUGUACACUCACUGAUUCUUAAGGCUCUGUUCCUUAGAGACCCAAAGAGAAAUCCAAGACCAGUGACUUACCAAUUCCAUCCAAAUUUAGAUUAUUACAAAGCAAGGGGAGCAGACCUCAUGAACAAAAGCCGGACCAAUGCUAAAGGUGCUCCUCUGAAUAUAAAUAAGGUCUCUAAUAGCCUGAUUAAUUUUGGAAGAAAGUUAAUUUCCCCAGCGAUGGCCCCAGGAACCAUGAGUGGUCCUGUACCAGCGGCCCAAAGUGGUAGUGCCUCCUCUGCUGUAAUUCCCACCAGGACUUCAACAGAGGCCCCAAGGCAUCACCUGCAACAGCAGCAGCAGCAGCAACAACAGCAGAGGCUGAUGAAAUCGGAAAGCAUGCCAGUGCAAUUGAACAAAGGCGAUAUAGUUACAGGAAGCGAUGCUCAGGUUUCUGCUCCUGUCCAGACGCUAACUGACCUCCAAGGGCAAAGUUCUAAAAACAUCAGUUCAUCUCCAAGCAUUGAGAGUUUGCCUGGAGGAAGAGAAUUCACUGGCUCCCCACCUACAUCUGCUACUAAAAAAGAUUCCUUUUUUAGCAACAUCUCCCGUUCUCGCUCACACAGCAAAACUAUGGGCAGAAAAGAAUCUGAAGAAGAAUUAGAAGCACAAAUUUCUUUCCUUCAAGGACAGCUGAAUGACCUGGAUGCUAUGUGCAAAUACUGUGCAAAGGCAAUGGACACUCAUCUUGUAAAUAUUCAAGAUGUGAUACUACAAGAAAAUUUGGAAAAAGAGGAUCAAAUUCUGGUUUCCCUGGCAGGAUUAAAACAGAUCAAAGACAUUCUAAAAGGUUCCCUGCGUUUUAACCAGAGCCAAUUGGAGGCUGAGGAGAAUGAGCAGAUCACCAUCGCAGACAACCACUACUGCUCCAGCGGCCAAGGCCAGGGCCAAAGCGACCAAGUGCCUGAGGCCACCAAACAGGCCUCUUCAGACACGCCAGUGUGUGCAGACAGAGGGAGUUCAGAUGACUUCAUCCUGGUGUCCAAAGAAGAUGAUGGGGGCAAUGCCAGAGGGCCCUUUCUGGGUCAGGCCCAGCCUCUUCGCACCCUCAGAAGCACAUCUAGAAGAUGCCAGGCCCCAGUCUGUUCCCCCCUUGUGUUCUCAGACCCACUGAUGGGCCCAGCCUCAGCUUCCUCCAGCAACCCCAGCUCCAGCCCUGACGACGACAGCAGCAAGGACUCCGGCUUCACCAUCGUGAGCCCACUGGACAUCUGACCGCUGCCAGUCCUGCCUCACAGGGGUUCAGCCACUCCCUCAGUGACCCACGGCCAGGCUGAGGCUCCCCAGCAGAGCCCGAUCUAAACUGAUGCUUCUUUCCCAGCAUGUAUUUGGCACUGAUACAGCCCUUCGGAACCCUUUAGAGAGAAGCAAACGUAGCCAUAAAGCACACAGACUUACCUUCAUCAGAAUGUAGACAGAGCUCUCUAGGCCCUCACCUAACCCUCACCCCACCCUUUAGCCGGGUGAAGGACCCAGUAUCACACAGUCAAAAAAGACCCAGCCACAAUGAGAACCACUUUCCCUCCAUCCCCUUCUCCCAAGCUAAGAAGGUAUGACAACUCCAUUGAUUAUAUUUAGAAGAAAGAGCAAAGCAUCAGGCCUAGGAAUAUUGGAUGAUAUCAAAAACUUCCUCUGUGGGAAUCCAUGUCUCAGCCUACUUGAUUCCUACUCUGAGAAACCAUAUAGCACAGCCAAAUGCAAUAGAACUAGACCCAGUGGAUUCCAGGGCUGGAAAAAAAUCAUUACUGACCUCUCAAACUUACAUUGAUCUUUAGAAAUGGUCUAAACUUAGCAAACACAUCAAGGUGUGAUGUGGUAUUAGAUUUUUUUUUUUUUAAUUUAAGAAUGUAUUUCCAAUCCUCAGGCUGAAUUGACUUUGGCCCUCCCUAUCCCUCCUUAAACAAUUGUAUUUGACCUUUUAGAAUCAUUCACAGCCAGAAAACAUGGUCACUCUAAGCCAGUCUUUGCUACACCAAUUUCAGAAAUUGUAAGAAUAUUACUAUCAGCCGGGUGCAGUGGCUCACGCCUAUAAUCCUAGCACUCUGGGAGG
Messenger RNA from Otolemur garnettii (small-eared galago), 3952 nucleotides. It is a transcript of the gene TBC1D5, whose product is annotated as TBC1 domain family member 5. The transcript is spliced from 24 exons. Gene Ontology annotation, molecular function: GTPase activator activity. Gene Ontology annotation, biological process: activation of GTPase activity. The record is from RefSeq and is a predicted model, not a curated record. Lineage: Eukaryota; Metazoa; Chordata; Mammalia; Primates; Galagidae. Bases 667 to 3117 code for a protein of 816 amino acids.